Molecule: messenger RNA, 3080 nt
Organism: Oncorhynchus gorbuscha (pink salmon)
Lineage: Eukaryota; Metazoa; Chordata; Actinopteri; Salmoniformes; Salmonidae
Product: ADP-ribosylation factor-binding protein GGA1-like
Exons: 17
Coding region: 105-2171 (688 amino acids)
Biological process (GO): intracellular protein transport; vesicle-mediated transport
Cellular component (GO): trans-Golgi network
Molecular function (GO): phosphatidylinositol binding; ubiquitin binding; small GTPase binding
Source: RefSeq, a predicted model, not a curated record
AGAAAACCGGUAUAAAUCUGAAACGGCUUGCAAUAAACAACUACAGUAUGAUCGAGAAGGUUCAUUAGAAAGUGUGAUGACAUUUUUUCUGUGUUUUAUAUUCUAUGCGACAGUGCCAGCUGCCAUCGUGUCCAUCAUCCACCCAUCACUGUCGGGGAGGUGAGAAGGGGAGCUCUCAAAGUUGUCCCUCGCGAGACACGUUCAUGGUAAAGAGAAUUCCCGUAGUGAUGGCGGCGUCGCCUGACACGGACAGUUUGGAGGCACGUAUCAACAAGGCCACAAACCCACUGAACAGAGACACAGAUUGGGACAGCAUCCAGGCCUUCUGUGACCAGCUCAACAAUGAUUUGGAGGGACCCCAGCUGGCCACCAGGCUACUGGCUCACAAGAUCCAAUCACCUCAGGAGUGGGAGGCCAUGCAGACACUCGUGGUGCUGGAGACUUGCAUGAAGAGCUGUGGGGAAAGGUUCCACAGUGAGGUGGGCAAAUUUCGCUUCCUCAACGAGCUCAUCAAAGUGGUCUCUCCAAAGUACCUCGGCACCCGGGCUCCAGAGCCAGUGAAGAAGAAGGUGUUGGAGCUCAUCUAUAGUUGGACACUGGGGCUGCCUGACGAGGCAAAGAUCGCUGAUGCCUACCAGAUGCUUAAAAAACAGGGCAUUGUCAAACAGGACCCAGUUCUUCCAGCUGACAAACUCCUCCUGCUUCCACCUCCCAGACCAAAAAAUGCCAUAUUUGAGGAUGAGGAGAAGUCAAAGACACUGACUCGCCUGUUGAACAGCACUCACCCUGAGGACCUGAAAGCAGCCAACAAACUGAUCCAGGAAAUGGUGCAGGAGGACCAGAAGCGGGCGGAGAAGUUGUCCAAGCGUGUGAACGCCAUCCAGGAUGUGAAUGAGAGUGUCAGCCUACUGACUCAGCUGCUGGAGGACUAUGACCGGACCACCAACCCACAGAGCAAUGCAGAGCUCAUCCAGGACUUGUACCAGCGCUGUGAGAAGAUGAGACCCACAUUGUUCAGACUGGCCAGUGAUACAGAGGACAAUGAUGAGGCUCUGGCGGAGAUCCUCCAGGCCAACGACAGCCUGACUCAGGUCAUCAACCUGUACAGGCAGCAGGUGAAGGGAGAGGUGGUGAACGGGAACAACUCAGCUAAUACGCGAAGGCUCACAGGAAGUAGUGUGGCGCUACUUGAUCUAUCGGGAUUGGACACGUCACCUCCUUCCUACCCAGAAUUCCCCACUCCAACAGACAGCCUAAAUGCUUCCUCUCAGGAGAUGGGCAUCAGUCUCCUUGACGAUGAGCUAAUGUCACUGGGUAAGGGGACCCACACCUCCAACCCGGCCUCCCAGCCUGAGGACUCUACCGCCUGGGACUCUUUCCAGUCUUCUGACAGUGUGGAUAUUACUGAUAUCCCAGCAGCGCCUAGUGUACUACUGAGUCCAGAUCGGCUCCCCUACACCCAGCCUCUUUCUACUGGAGCCACGUCUGGAAGCUCAGCUUUAGAUGAGUUGGAUCUGCUGGGGAAGAAGCUGCUACAGCAAUCCCUACCUCCAGAGGGCCUGCAGGUCAAAUGGGACAAGCCUCCGUUCAAACCUACUCUACGAGAUCUCCAGAACAAAUCUGGAAGUAAUCCAAGUCCUAUCCCGGCCUUCUCCCCUGAGCACCCGGUGGCUCUCCAAGGUGAUAGGUUGUUGGACACCUCUCCGGUUCACACAGUUAUUCCCCCUAUAGAAAUGACCCUGACAGAUGUUUUUGUGCCACUUGAGUCCAUUAAGCCCAGCAACCUGUUGCCUGUGACGGUGUUUGAUAGCCACAGUUUGCGGGUGCUCUUCCACUUUGCACGUGACACUCCGUCCUCUCUUGCUGAUGUGCUGGUGGUGAUCAUCUCCAUGCUCUCUUCCGCCCCGGUUCCAGUCAGCAACAUCCUCUUUCAGCCCUCUGUCCCUGACACAAUGAGAGUGAAGCUACAGCCCCCAUCAGGAACAGAGCUUCCAGCCUUCAACCCAAUCCUCCCACCUGCUGCCAUCACACAGGUCCUGCUGCUGGCCAACCCUCACAAGGAGAAGGUGCAGUUGCAAUACAAGCUAACCUUCAUGCUAGGAGAGGAAGACUAUGAUGAAAGAGGAGUUGUAGCCCAGUUUCCACCUUCAGACACAUGGGGCAAUCUGUAACAUUCAACAGAUUGACAAGAUGUGGCAUCUCACUCAGACACUGCAUAAACCUUGCUUUUAAAAAAUGCUUCUAUUGAUUGGCUAAGCAAGGUAAUCUCAACUGGGUGUUCGCUUUAUGAUUUAAUGUCCUCUGUGCAGCUUUACAGAACUUUAUUUGUCUGCUUUCAAACGUACCUAGAACUAUUGCACAGCAGACCGUGUGUCACAGCCAUGUCUUGUUUUUAACAAAUAAGACAAAUUCUAUGAAUGAAGGACAACCUAUUUGUUUACUUUCAUGCUCCGGGAGACAUGUAACGGAACCUUUGGGGAAGGCUCAUUUUUUAUCUUUGUCUCAUUCUUUUUAUACAGCUGUAGACUAUCCUGCUGAGGUUGUGUUUACCCCACCAUGCUCCCAGGGUUUCUUACUGUGAUAAUGAUAAUGCAUGGAGAAUGGUUUGCCUGAUGUCCUUGUCAUGUAGAAUUAGACAUUCUAAGUCCUAUUUAAUCUGCCAUUUGUGCCUAUUUAAGGUUUGUUUUCACUAUCAUGUCCAUUUGGAUGGUUUGUCGGUUUUACCGGUUACUCUUUUGAUCCAUUGCAUAUGUCUACUCCUUGCUGCUUCAUAGAUUACCUGUUCUGGGAAGAAAUCUGUUUUAAAGAUGAAUGUCUGUCAAAGUUGUCUUGCUGAAUCACUCUUUCCUCAAAGGCUUGAGUCUCCCAAGCACAUACCAUCAGGCAUCUCCAAAACAACUCUGUAAAUAUUGGAACUUAUGUACAUUUGCAAAGAGAACUUUAUUGAAAAUGGAAGUUAUUUAUCUUGGUUUAAACUGUUAUCUUAACCAAGCUCAUUCACACAAUGGUAGUUUUAGGAGCACCAUCAAUACCUCACCUAGUGGAGUACAGAAACAAUGUUAAGACACACUUUAAACAUU